Molecule: messenger RNA, 546 nt
Organism: Osmia bicornis bicornis
Lineage: Eukaryota; Metazoa; Arthropoda; Insecta; Hymenoptera; Megachilidae
Product: selenoprotein K-like
Exons: 4
Coding region: 183-452 (89 amino acids)
Source: RefSeq, a predicted model, not a curated record
AUGUGUAUGCGUAUGAAUUGGUAUGAAUAAUAGAUCCUGUAUGACGUGGUGUUCAAAGCGUCAAAACACGAAAAUACGUUUAGAGUGACAUUGUAUUUGUAUAAAUUUAAUUAAACAAAAUUUUUAAUUCGACUAAUUGAAAGAUUUAGUAAAUAAAUUUGAGUACAAAGAAAUCAGAAAAUAUGGUUUACAUAUCGAAUGAUGGUAAGGUUUUGGACACAACUCCACUACAUUUAAAAGUAUUCAGAUUCUUCACUGGUACAAUUUAUAUGGUUGUUAUGUUUUUCAGAACAUUGAUCAAUCCAGAUAUGAACAAACAUGGAAGUGAAUAUACAAGAGAUUAUAGACCUGGAUCUGGGCCACCACGUCCACCAACACGCAGAUUAGGGAGACCUAACACAGGAAAUAGUAUAGAUGUUCCAUUUGGAGGAUGUAGAAGUUGUGCUAGAUAAAUGAACAUUCAGGAAACAUGAGAAUACAUACAAUUUUUAUAUAAUUACCAUAACACUAUAAUUAUUAUUAUAUUAAAACAAAAUUAAUGAGUUA